This is a messenger RNA of Sorex fumeus (smoky shrew), 1430 nucleotides long. RefSeq names its product 5-hydroxytryptamine receptor 6 (gene HTR6). Bases 73 to 1392 code for a protein of 439 amino acids. NCBI's taxonomy places the organism in Eukaryota, Metazoa, Chordata, Mammalia, Eulipotyphla, Soricidae. Gene Ontology annotation, cellular component: membrane; dendrite. The transcript is spliced from 3 exons. Gene Ontology annotation, molecular function: G protein-coupled serotonin receptor activity; neurotransmitter receptor activity. Gene Ontology annotation, biological process: chemical synaptic transmission; G protein-coupled receptor signaling pathway, coupled to cyclic nucleotide second messenger. The record is from RefSeq and is a predicted model, not a curated record.
UCCUCCAGGCCCCACGCCCCACCACGACCCUCGGGAACCUUCUGAAGUCCUCGCCCACCGUCCUCCGCGCCCAUGAUCCCAGGACCCGGCCCCACCAACAGCACCCCAGACGGGGGGUCCCGGCCGCCGUCGGAGCCCGGCGGCAGCGGCUGGGUGGCGGCCGCACUCUGCGUGGUCAUCCUACUGACCGCGGCGGCCAAUGCGCUGCUCAUCGCGCUCAUCUGCACGCAGCCCGCGCUGCGCAACACGUCCAACUUCUUCCUGGUGUCGCUCUUCACGUCGGACCUGAUGGUGGGGCUGGUGGUGAUGCCGCCCGCGAUGCUGAACGCGCUGUACGGGCGCUGGGUGCUGGCGCGCGGCCUGUGCGUGCUCUGGGCCGCCUUCGACGUGAUGUGCUGCAGCGCCUCCAUCCUCAACCUCUGCCUCAUCAGCCUGGACCGCUACCUGCUCAUCCUCUCGCCGCUGCGCUACAAGCUGCGCAUGACGCCCGUGCGCGCCGUGGCGCUGGUGCUGGGCGCCUGGAGCCUAGCGGCGCUGGCCUCCUUCUUGCCCCUGUCGCUGGGGUGGCAUCAGGCCGGCCAGGCGCGGGCGCCCGCCUCGGGGCAGUGCCGUCUGCUGGCCAGCCUGCCCUUCGUCCUGGUGGCGUCGGGGCUCACUUUCUUCCUGCCUUCGGGCGCCAUCUGCUUCACCUACUGCAGGAUCCUGCUGACCGCCCGCAAGCAGGCCGUCCAGGUGGCUUCGCUCCAAACUGGGGCCGGCCAGGCGGUGGAUACGCUGCAGGUACCCAGGCUCUCAUACCCAGGCUCAGAGUCAGCGGACAGCAGGCGUCUGGCCACCAAGCACAGCAGGAAGGCCAUGAAGGCCAGCCUGACCCUGGGCAUCCUGCUGGGCAUGUUCUUUGUGACCUGGCUGCCCUUCUUCGUGGCUAACAUCGUCCAGGCGGUGUGCGGCUGCAUCUCCCCGGGCCUCUUCGACAUCCUCACGUGGCUGGGUUACUGUAACAGCACCCUGAAUCCCAUCGUCUACCCGCUCUUCAUGCGGGACUUCAAGCGGGCCCUAGGCCGGCUCCUGCCAUGCGCCCACUGUCCCCGGGAGCAGCGGGCUAGCCCGGCUUCGCCAUCGAUGCGCGCCUCCCACAGUGGUGCCCGGCCGGGCCUCAGCCUGCAGCACGUGCUGCCCCUGCCCCUGCGCCCCGACUCUGAGUCCGAAUCCUGCUCGGGCAUUUCCUCGGGCCUGCAGCCUGCGGCGGCGCACCUCCUGCUGCCAGGCCAGGCUGCCCGUGAUCCCCCGCUGCCCGCCAGGGCCGCCGCCGCCACCGUCAGCUUCUCCAGCAUCCACCCCGCUGAGCCCGAGCUUCUGCGGCUGCCCCCGCCCGGAACCCCCACAGACUGACCCGCAGGGAGCUGCCCGGGAUGGGGCUGAGCUGUGGA